This is a messenger RNA of Drechmeria coniospora, 1719 nucleotides long. RefSeq lists its product as uncharacterized. Lineage: Eukaryota; Fungi; Ascomycota; Sordariomycetes; Hypocreales; Ophiocordycipitaceae. The transcript has 2 exons. The record is from RefSeq and is a predicted model, not a curated record. Bases 1 to 1719 code for a protein of 572 amino acids.
AUGGUCAAGUUCAACGUCUUCGACGCCCGCGAGCUGCUCGCCUUCCCCGGCGGCGACAACGAAACCGACACGGUAGUCGGCGGCGUCCACUUCAACCUCACGACGCUCCAGCACUGGAACUACACGCUCUGGGGCAACCGGACGCUGUCCAACGAGACGGAAUGCUGGCUCGUCUUCUCGCCCUACGAGCCCCGCCUCGUGCGCGACAACGGCAGCUUCGUCAACGCGACGAGCUGCUACAACGCCGUCCGGUCCAUCGGCACGCGCGGCUACACGGGCAUCGGCUUCGCCGCCCUCUACGGGCUCGGCCUCGUCCUGACGCUCACGGCGCUGACCAAGCACGGCGCGCUCUACCUGCCCAAGGAGCGGCGCUUCUACCCCAUCGGCCGACGCUGGCAGUGGUACUGGGCCUGCUUCGUCUGCGGCUGCGCGCUCAUCAGCCUCUUCACCAACAUCGACGUCGACCGGUACUACCUGCAGGACCUGCCCAUCAUCAUCAACGUCUUCUUCUGGUUCCUCGUCUGCCAGGGCACGCUGGCGCUGACGUGGGAGGCGGUGCGGCACUGGGGCAGCUGGCUCGAGCGGCAGUACGUCGACCCGAACCCCUUCAUCUACCGCGAGGGCGACGGGCGCUGGCAGAUUGAAUUCUGGACGCCGCUGUGGUUUUACUUUUGGCUCUGGAUGAACUUUUUCCUCGUCGUCCCGCGCAACUGGAAUUUCGUCCGAGCGCAGCACUCGAUUGAGCAGACGGCGGCCGUCGCGGCGCCGACGGCGACGGGUGCGCGCUUCAAGGCGGCGGCCUUUUGCCUCGUCAUCGCCUGGCUCACCAUCGUCUUCUUCGUCCGGCACUCGAUCAAGCACUACAAGCCCCGGCACCGCGGCCUCCUGAACAGGACGGUGGCCUUUGCCAAGGCCGUGCCGCUGCGCUUCGUGCUCAUCAUCCCGCUCACGCUCGUGCUCAUCGCGUACCAGGCCUUUAUUUCCUUUGUCUGGGAGUACUCGGUCAUCCGCUACGACGGGCCCGUCGUCGUCGUCUUCGCCUGGGGCUACGGGCCGCCGCUGCUCAUCGUCUUCGUCCAGGUCCUGUACGGGUUCGCGAGCCCCAACGAGGACAAGGAGCUCAUCCGGCAGCGACGCGAGCGCGGCGAGGUGGUGAACCGCGAGCUCGGCAUCGUCAAGCGGCCGGCCUGGUGGCGGCGGGUCCGGGGCGAACACCUCUACUCGCUGCGCGACAAGAUCAGCCGCAACGUCGACGAGGUCGGCACCGAGCGCGGCGUCGGCCGUCGGGCGGAGCUCGAGAACGAGGUGGAGCGGGACGCCCGGCUCGAGGCUCAGGGGGCGGCCAUUGACGACGAGGUCGAGCUCGAGGAGGUGGUGCGGCGGCGGCCGGACGCGGCGACGAACCCGCGCGUGGACCGAGCCGGGGCGCGCGGCGCGUCCAUCGCCGUGCCCUACGCCGGCAAGGACGAGCGGCGACAGGGCGAGCGCGUGAUGCAGUCGGCCGCGAGCGUGCUGUUCCCCAACAACCUCGCCGAGCAGCGCGCGCAGCGGGUGGCCUUUUUGAUGGAGGAGGGACCGGCGCCGCCGCCGUACUCGGAUGCCGUCUCGACGGCCGAGGCGUCGACGUCGGCGCCGGCGGCGCAGCGGUCCAACAGCACGUCGACGGUGGACUCGCUCUCGAGGCCGCCGCAGCAGGUGCGCAGCAUGCUGGACGUGUAG